Closterium sp. NIES-65 is the source of this 2052-nucleotide messenger RNA. Lineage: Eukaryota; Viridiplantae; Streptophyta; Zygnematophyceae; Desmidiales; Closteriaceae. The record is from the annotation of a GenBank genome assembly.
AUGAUUUCAUCAUUUCUCCCAUCCCUUCCAACCCAAAACCCAUUUCCUUCCCUUCCCUUCCCUUUUCUUCAUAUCCCUUCCCUUCCCUUCCUUUCCCACUCCCUCCCUACCCUUCCAGUCCUAUCCCUUCCCGUCCAAUCCCCUGCUUACCCAGCCAUUCCCUUCCCAUCUCUCCGUUCUAGUCCCUUCCCUUGCUUCGGGUGCCCCUACCUUCACUACGUCUCCUUCUCUUCCUUUCCCUUCCCUUGCUUCGGGUCACGCGAGUUCAACGUGCCACAAUUCUCCUUUUCUUCAUUAUUUCUCCCAUCCCUUCCAACCCUGAACCCAUUUCCUUCCCUUCCCGCUUUUCCCUUCACUUCCCUUCCAUUCCCUUCAUAUCCCUUCCCUUCCUUUCCUUUCCCACCCCCUCCCUUCCCUUCCAAUCCUAUCCCUUCCCAUCCUAUCCCCUGCUUACCCUGCCAUUACCAUCCCAUCCUCUCCGUUCCAGUCCCUUCCCUUGCUUCGGGUGCCCUUACCUUCACUACGUCUCCUUCCCUUCCUUUCCCUUCCCUUGCUUCAGUCCCUCCCCCUCACGCGUCCAGUCCCUCCCCUCACGCGUCCAGUCCCUCCCCCUCACGCGUCCAGUCCCUCCCCCUCGCGCUUCCAGUCCCUCCCCCUCACACGUCCAGUCCCUCCCCCUCACGCGCCCAGUCCCUCCCCCUCAUGUGCCCAGUCCCUCCCCCUCACGUGCCCAGUUUCUCCCCCUCACGUGCCGAGUCCCUCACCUUCACGCGUCCAGUCCCUCCCCCUCACGCGUCCAGUUCCUCCCCCUCACGCGUCCAGUCCCUCCCCCUCACGCGUCCAGUCCCUCCCCCUCACGCCUGCCCAUUCCUUCCCUCUCACGCUUCAAUUCCUUCCCCCUCACGCUUCCAUUCCCUCCCCCUCACGCUUCCACACUGUACCUCUUUCACUUCCAUUCCCUCCCCCUCACACUUCCAAUCCCUCCUCUGCACGCUUUCCUUCUCGCUUGCAUUCCCUCCCUUGCACGCUCCCAUUUCCCGCCCCCCCCCCCUCCCCCCCACCUUCCCCUCUCACUCUCCCAUUCCCUCCCUUUCACACUUCCGUUCCCUCCCCCUCAAGCUUCCAUUCUCUCGCAAACACGCUUCUAUUUCCCUCCCCCUCACGCUUCCAAUCACUCCCCCGCUCGUUUCCAUUCCCUCCCCCGCACACUUCCGUUCCCUCCUCCGCUUGCACAUAUUCCCUUUCCCGCCCGCUUCCAUGCUCUCCUUCACACCUUUCACUCCCCCUCAUGCUUGCAUCCCUUCCCUUCCUUCCCUUCCCUUUCGUCCCUUCCCUACCCAUCCCUUCACCUUCCUUCAGUUUACCACCCUCUCUUUCCUCUCCCCUAGUUUUCCCUACCUCCCCUUCCAAUCCCCUAUCAAUGAUUUCCUCCACUCCCAUCCCUUCCUUCCCUACCAUUUCCUUCCCUUCCCGCUUUUCCCUUCCCUUCCCUUCCCUCCCCUUCCUAUCCCUUCCCUUCCCUUCCUUUCCCAUCCCUUCCCAUACCUUCCCUAUCUAUCUACCCCCCUUCCUAUCCUUUCCCGUCCCAUCCCCUGCUUCCCAAAGAACAAUCCCUUCCCAUCCUCUCCGUUCCAGUCCCUCCCCUUGCUUCGGGUGCCCUUUCCUUCCAUUUGUCUCCUUCCUUUCCUUUCCCUUCCCACCCCCACACACUUCCGUUCGCUCGCCCGCUCGAUGCCAUUCCCUCCCCUGCUCGCUUCCAUUCUCUUUCCAACUCCCUUCCAUGCCCUCUCCUCACGCUCCCAUUCCCCCCCCCUUAUGGUUGCAUCCCUUCCCCUCAUCCUUGCAUCCCUUCCCCUCACUCUUGCAUCCCUUCUCCUCAACCUCCCUUCCUUCACUUCUCGGCCCAUCCUUCUCCUCAACCUCCCUUCCUUCACUUCCCGGCCCAUCCCUUCUUCUUUCUUUAGUUUACCACCCUCUCUUUCCUCCCCCCUAGUUUCCCUUACUUCUUCCCUUCCGUUCUCCUGCUUUUGCGCCUGCCUCUCAUUUUCCUGA